CUGCAAUCAUACCGCCUCAAGCACCCAGCAUCUGUGCUACAUCUCCUCCCUCUCCUCUCUUUUCUCCUCGUUAGCUCUCUGACGCUCAGUCCUCUGCAGCUCGGACUCAGCUCUCCUUUUCCUUUUACUGCCUGAACCACACAACCUGGGACUCACAACAUGUCCUCCAACCUGCCCCCAGGGGCCGCGACCGGGGCUAAGAACAAGCCCCUCUCCCCCUUUAGGAAGCGGGGCAGCCUGCAGUAUGCAGCCAGCACAGCUGAUCUCCGAGGUGCCCGCCACCUCCUCACUUCCCAGCAUUCCUUGCCUGGGAUCCCAGUGGCCUUGAAACAAUCCAUUGACCUGCGUACAUCCAUGGACGGGAAGUACAAGGAGAUUGCUGAGGAGCUGUUCUCACGCACUCUGGCAGAGAGUGAGAUGCGCAGCACCCCUUAUGAAUUUCCGGAGGACAGCCCCAUUGAGCAGCUGGAGGAGCGUCGUCAUCGACUUGAGCGACAGAUCAGCCAGGAUGUGAAGUUUGAACCCGACAUCCUUCUGCGAGCCAAACAGGAGUUCAUGAAGACUGACAGUGCCACGGAUCUUGAAUACAUGAAGGAGCAGAGCCAAGAUCCUGACCUACAGGAGAGAGAACCGGUUCCAGAGAAAGAGUACCAGCGAGUUGCUAUUUCUGGAGAGGAGAAAUGUGGGGUUCCUUUCAUGGACCUGUUGGAUGCAGCCAAAUGUGUGGUGAAAUCUCUGUUCAUCAGACAGAAGUAUAUGGGUCUGUCGCUGCAGAGCUUCUGCAGGACCACCGCUCGCUGCCUUCAGGAGCUGAGCGAGAGACCUCUGGACUUUGAUAUCUAUGAGGAGGAGAUCCCAGAGACCUCCGUCAAUGCAGAUGCCACAAUGCACCCACCUGCUCCCGAAAGGCAUCCCUACGAGAACCAGGACCCUGCCAGCAUGCCCCAUGACAUGGGCUACGGCUGCAAGAUGGUGGACGGUGUCAUGCAUGUGUACACAACGAGGAACAUUAUGGAAAAGAGCACCGAGCUGGACCUGCCAUAUCCAGACCUGCAGGAGUAUAUCGCUGACAUGAACGUGAUGAUGGCGCUCAUCAUCAACGGACCAGUAAAGUCCUUCUGCUACCGUCGUCUGCAGUAUCUCAGCUCCAAGUUCCAGAUGCACAUUCUGCUGAAUGAGAUGAAAGAGUUAGCGGAACAGAAAAAAGUUCCACAUCGCGACUUUUACAAUAUCCGUAAGGUGGACACACACAUUCACGCGUCAUCCUGCAUGAACCAGAAGCACCUUCUGCGUUUUAUCAAAAAGUCAAUGAAGAAGUACUCAAAGGAGAUUGUGCAUGUAGAAAGAGGCAAAGGUCAGACGCUCAUGGAGGUGUUUGAGAACAUGAACCUGACAGCGUUUGACCUGAGCGUGGACACCCUGGACAUGCACGCAGACCGUAACACUUUUCAUCGCUUUGACAAGUUCAAUGCCAAAUAUAACCCCAUCGGCGAGUCCAUAUUGAGAGAGAUCUUCAUCAAGACAGACAACCACAUCGAGGGGAAAUACUUUGGCCACAUUAUUAAGGAGGUGAUGGCAGACCUGGAGGAGAGCAAGUACCAGAACGCGGAGCUCAGGUUGUCGAUCUACGGUCGCUCCAGAGAUGAGUGGGACAAACUGGCCCAUUGGGCUGUAACACAUCAGGUCUACUCCAGCAAUGUGCGCUGGCUUGUGCAAGUGCCAAGACUCUUUGACGUCUACCACACGAAGAAACAGCUGUGUAACUUCCAAGAGAUGCUGGAGAAUAUCUUCACGCCUCUGUUUGAGGCUACAUUCCACCCCGGCAGCCAUCCAGAGCUGCACCUCUUCCUUCAGCACGUGGUGGGUUUUGACAGCGUGGAUGAUGAAUCGAAACCAGAGCAACACAUCUUUAACCUGAACAGUCCUCUGCCGGUCAACUGGAACGAGGAGCACAACCCGCCCUACUCCUACUACCUGUACUAUAUGUACGCAAACAUGACGGUGCUGAAUCACCUGCGCAGGCAGCGAGGGUUUGACACGUUCGUCCUGCGUCCACAUUGUGGGGAGGCGGGGCCGAUCCAUCACCUGGUGUCUGGUUUCAUGCUGUCAGAGAACAUCUCCCAUGGGCUGCUGCUCAGGAAGGCUCCUGUGCUGCAGUAUCUGUACUACCUGGCCCAGAUAGGUAUCGCCAUGUCCCCUCUCAGCAAUAACAGCCUGUUCCUCAGCUACCAUCGUAACCCUUUACCAGAGUACCUGUCCAGAGGCCUCGUGGUCUCCCUGUCCACGGACGACCCUCUGCAGUUUCACUUCACCAAGGAGCCCUUGAUGGAGGAGUACAGCAUUGCUGCUCAGGUGUGGAAACUGAGCUCCUGCGACAUGUGUGAGCUGGCCAGAAACAGCGUGCUCACGAGUGGAUUCUCUCAAAGGGUGAAAGACUUCUGGCUCGGCCCCCAUCACACCAAGGAGGGGCAGGAGAGUAAUGACAUUAGGCGCACCAACGUUCCUGAUAUCCGGGUGGCGUAUCGGUAUGAGACCAUGUGUGAGGAGCUGAAUUUGAUCACGCAGGCCAUCCUCACAGAUGAGCAGGAGACCAUCGGGGAGGAGGGGAGUCUGUGCAUGGGAGCUGGGCAAAAAGAGAAGUGAUCAUGCACCACAAAUAAAAAAACUCGACAUCCCCUGUUUUCACAUCAGGACAUUGUACAGAUUUGCAUAUCAACAUAUCACACCUGUGAAAAAAGAAAAGCUUUGUCACAAGACUUUGAUGAGAGAUGCUACUGUGGCAGUAUGAGAGAGGACCUAUAAUCUGUGUACCCGAGAGGUUUACUUCCUUUAGUUUCUUGCGUCAUUCUUUGUGUAAUGUGUCAUGUCAAUUUCAUGUUGUCUCUUGAUGUAUUUUUUUUAAAAAUAUUACGUGUUUUUGACUCCAUUUUUUCAAAGUUUCUGUACAGAGUCUGUAUUUCCUGUACCAAGCAUCGAAUAAUAUUGACAACCCAUUAAAAAAAACUUGUAUAUUUUCGCUUAUUGUCCACGGCGGCGGCGAAAUCAACACAAAAUAAAAGUUCCUCAAUGUAACUUUAAGAAGAUAAUAAACAAUCGUAGCUUUGAAGAUUACUCUGCACUGAAAAUGUUACCUUCCAGUAUAGAGAUCACUGCAACUUGGUUAAAAUAUCCCAAAAGGCAGAAAUAAGAUAAGCGCUAAGGGGCGGGCUUUCAAUUAGAGGCAUAUGUUUGCCCUGCUGUUAGUGUGUAGUUGGAUUUUAUUAUUUUUUCUUUUAAAAUAAACCGAUGACUGUAAAUUGAGAUUGUAAGGACGCAGUAUAGAUAUAAAGUGCUGCUUCCUAUUUCGUGGGCGUAUGUGGCCACAUCUUACACAUUCAUUGCACCUUUAUUUCAGACUUAAGCGUUGCUUUAAGAGCUUGCUAAGUGGAGAUUUAUGAAAGAUUAGUUGUAUAUAAAUAUGUACACAUGUCUGAUGUAACUAACUGCUAUCUAGAAAAUUGAUACUGGCAAAGCUAACAUUAGCAGGUCAGAGCAAUCAGAUAUAUUUUACACUCCUUCAAAAUCAAUAAAAUUGGCAGUUUACUUUAAGUUUUAAUGAUUAUUUGACCUAAAAAAUCUUAGAAAUUAAUAGCUAACUGAAUAAAUAAUGAAUGAUAAAUUAUCUGACAUCAGUCGUUCUCAUAUCCUGGCGACAAACAAAAUGUGUUUAACAUGAUGAAAAAACUUUUAUGAAUAUUCUUUUCGCCAAACUGCAUGAUUUUUUGUUUUUGUUUCGUUUUGUCGUGUAAUUAUCCACAGGACAAUAACUUAUUCUGUAUUCUGGUAGUUGUAAUAUUUAUUACAGUAGUGAUAUACUUCCCCACAGCUGUUAAAUGUCAUAGCGUUGUUGGGAUUUGUUUACAGUCCGUAGGCCUACAGUUAUUCAGUUGCAUGUUGGCUCUUCAAUAUUUGUUUCUGGUGUGGAGUAAAGCUACUCAUGUAGCAGCUUAUUAAACUAACUCUUAUUUUAUGAUUGUUUCAGUCUGAACAUUAACACUGAGCUGUCCUUUAAACACAGAUAUGUAAAGUACAUGGAUAACUCAUAGUUCAGUGAAUGAUGCAUAAUCUGUUCCUUCAGUUUUCACCUUUUGCACAAAAAUCUGAAAAAAGAAAAAAAUGUUGACGCAUCCUUUUUUAAACUGCUGCCUGACGCCUGGGACUUGGUCUUAUCUCCGGGUUUCUUGUUGCUAUUCAAUAUCCCAAAUUGUCCCUCCAAGUCCAAGAGAACUGUUUGUGCUGUUUGUGAAAUAUUAUUUAAUUGUAUUUGUGUCGAAGAAAAAUAAAUGUUCACAUUGGA
Molecule: messenger RNA, 4336 nt
Organism: Pseudoliparis swirei
Lineage: Eukaryota; Metazoa; Chordata; Actinopteri; Perciformes; Liparidae
Gene: ampd2b
Product: adenosine monophosphate deaminase 2b
Exons: 18
Coding region: 160-2643 (827 amino acids)
Biological process (GO): IMP salvage; AMP metabolic process
Cellular component (GO): cytosol
Molecular function (GO): AMP deaminase activity
Source: RefSeq, a predicted model, not a curated record